AUGGCAUGGAAUUACUUGCACAAGUUCCACAACUUGCCAAUGGCAAAGGAAGAUUCUGAUUCCUCUAUCAAACGAAUAAUGGACGCCACCGCAGAGUUCAUCGCUAAUAUGAAUAGCAUCGGCGUCAAUACUGAGCAUUGGGACUUAUUGGUCAUUUUCGAAACAACUCAGAAAUUGGACCAACAAUCUCGACGAUUAUGGGAGGCCUCACUGGGUGCUAACGCAGAGUUACCCACCUUGAAAUCGUUUUUGAAGUUCCUGACGAGUCGGUUCAGGGCACUCGAGGCGUUGAACAUUCCUCGGAAAACUUCUAAGGUUGACUCACUGAAGACUACAACGACAAAGGCAUGCAGCAUUUGCACCAAGGACCACUACGUGAAUCAGUGCGACAAGUUCAGAGAGAUGGACGAGCAACAACGGAAAAAUGAAGCAAGAAAACAAAACUUGUGCUUGAACUGCUUGAGGAAGGGACAUGGCGUCAACCAAUGCCCCUCGAGUGGCAGGUGCCGGACAUGUUCGAAGAAGCACCAUUCGUUACUAAAUAACAGUGAAAUCACAAGCAUUUCAAAAAAAUUGACAGUCGAUGCUAAACCGUUCAUCCCGACUACCCAAGCGUUGUUGGCUGGGGAUGGAACGCAGGAUCAAACAGUACUACUCGGAACCGCUCGAGUUGAUGUACAGAGUGUUUCGGGCGAAUUUGUGACUUUGAGAGCUUUAAUAGAUUCUGGGUCGCAAAGGAGUUUCAUCACGGAAUCAGCGGUUCAAUUGCUUGGUCUACGAAGGCGAUUCUCAAAGAUACAUAUAUGCGGAGUCGGAGCAGGUACAAGACUGCAGAUCAGAGGCAGUGUGGAGUUAGUGAUCAAGGCAAAGUAUGGAGACUUCACAACCAAUGUGUCAACUUUAGUACUACCGACCAUAACGAACUUGCAUUCGUCAACCGAAACCCCAGUCAAGCUACCAGCGGGACUAUCAGUCAAAAAAUUAGCUGAUCCCCAAUACGGAACUCCAGGGCGAAUCGACAUUCUGCUUGGAGCAGACAUCUACAACGAGAUCGUGUUAGCAGGGUUCAAAAGGGGAUCUCCUUGUGCAGUGAAUACCAGAUUUGGCUGGAUUUUACUCGGUCCGACUUCUGCUCGAAACAAUCAAGAGGGAAUAUUGACAUUUAUCGCUACUGAAGACAGCACGGAUAGGCUGGUCAAGAGGUUUUGGGAAAUCAACGAGAUACCGAGCGAACAGGCGGCAACAAGGGACGAGCAGGCAGCUAUGGAAUGGUAUCAGCAGACCACCAGGAGGGACGAGUCUGGCAGAUACAUUGUUCGGCUCCCGUUUAAGCAAAAUGCGGAUCCCGGAAAAACCGUGUGCAACUCGCAGCAAAAGGCGUAUAUUCGUUUCUCGCAAUUGGAAAAACGAUUGAACAACGACGAUGACUUAAGAAAUCAAUAUGUAGCAUUCAUGGAGGAAUACCUUGAGCUAGGCCACAUGGUGGAAGUGCCAGUCGCAGAUAAGUUUACAAAACAGACAUAUUACUUGCCUCACCAUGCCGUACGCAAGGAUGACAGUACCACCACAAAGCUUCGAGUCGUUUUCAAUGCGUCUCAAGCAACACCAACAGGCAAGUCACUCAACGAUAUCUUGCUCGUCGGUCCCAACAUUCAGAAUAGCAUCACUCAUGUAUUGAUGAGAUGGAGAACGCAUCAAUACGUGAUAGCAGCUGACAUAGAAAAGAUGUACCGACAGAUAAGUAUACAUCCUCAGGAUCAGGACUAUCAACGAAUCCUGUGGCGAAGUCAUCCAUCAGAACCGAUUAAACAUUUUAAGUUAACAACAGUUACAUAUGGCACGGCCAGCGCCCCGUACUUGGCGAUGCGCAUUUUGCAUCAGCUAUCGGAUGACGAAAGGAUGCACUAUCCAAAAGCAUGUCGAGCCAUUAAAGAAGACUUUUAUGUGGAUGAUGUCCUAACAGGCGGAGAUACAAUCAAGGAAGCGCAAACCUUACAGCAAGACCUUAUUAAAGUGCUACAAAAGGGAGGGUUUAAAUUAAGGAAAUGGGCAACAAAUCACGAUAGUCUGUUGGAGUCAAUUCCUGUUUCCGAUAGAGAAGCGAACCCACCGUUAAGCAUCGACAAGGAAGAUCACAUCAAGACGCUAGGACUACGAUGGCAUCCAGCAAGGGAUUGCUUCUUCUUCAAGGUUACCUUAGAGGAGAUCACAGGUACUGUGCUCACGAAACGACAAUUGCUUUCUGAGGUAGCCAAAUUAUUCGAUCCAAUGGGAUGGUUGCAGCCGUGUAUUGUCGUAGGGAAAAUAAUGAUGCAGCAGUUGUGGUUACAACACGGAACCUGGGAUGAACCAAUCACAGAAGAACUUGAUGCGAAAUGGCGAAACUUCCGUUUACAGUUGCCGGUUCUCCAGGAAAUUACUAUUCCAAAGUGGCUACACUGUAGUGAUACUGUAACAAUUCAAGUCCAUGGAUUUUGUGACGCCUCAGAAGCAGCAUAUGCGGCAGUCAUCUAUGUACGCAUUGAGGAACGUGACGGUUCCACAACUGUUCAACUCAUAACGUCGAAGUCCAAAGUCGCACCGUUAAAGGUCCAAUCGAUUCCACGGUUGGAGCUGUGCAGCGCUGCGCUCUUGUGCGACCUGAUGUCAACUACGUUAGAAACCCAUGGUUGGAAGGAUGUCAUUCCCUAUUAUUGGACAGAUUCGAUGAUCGUUCUACAAUGGCUCCAAAGUCCAGCAGCUAAAUGGAAAGUGUUUAUCGCCAAUAGAGUCAGCCACAUUCAUUCCUCCUCCGAUUCCAAACAAUGGCGACAUAUAAAUAGCAAAGCAAACCCGGCAGAUGUCGCAUCCCGUGGAAUUUUCCCUAACUUUUUAAAAAAUCAUGUACAGUGGUGGAACGGCCCGGACUGGUUAAAGCAGUCACCAAUUUAA
Hermetia illucens (black soldier fly) is the source of this 2931-nucleotide messenger RNA. RefSeq lists its product as uncharacterized. The coding region runs from base 1 to 2931 and encodes 976 amino acids. NCBI's taxonomy places the organism in Eukaryota, Metazoa, Arthropoda, Insecta, Diptera, Stratiomyidae. Gene Ontology annotation, molecular function: aspartic-type endopeptidase activity. The record is from RefSeq and is a predicted model, not a curated record. Gene Ontology annotation, biological process: proteolysis. The transcript has a single exon.